Molecule: messenger RNA, 1695 nt
Organism: Cucurbita moschata (crookneck pumpkin)
Lineage: Eukaryota; Viridiplantae; Streptophyta; Magnoliopsida; Cucurbitales; Cucurbitaceae
Product: AAA-ATPase ASD, mitochondrial-like
Exons: 1
Coding region: 31-1482 (483 amino acids)
Molecular function (GO): ATP hydrolysis activity; ATP binding
Source: RefSeq, a predicted model, not a curated record
CACUCUCCGUCCAAACUUUGCUACCAAAACAUGACUCCGAUGGGCAUGGGCGAGCUAUGGACUCAAGUUGGGUCUCUAAUGGCGACCACCAUGUUCAUUUGGGCAAUUGUUAAUCGAUAUUUCCCCCACCAAUUUCAAUCCCAUAUCAAAAGAUAUCUCCACAAACUCAUCGCUUUUCUUUACCCUUACAUAACAAUCACUUUCCCUGAGUUCACCGGCGAGCAUCUCCGCCGUAGUGAAGCUUUCACCGCCAUUCAAAACUACCUCCAAUCCAAGACCUCAAUUCACGCCAAGCGCCUAAAGGCCGAAGUAGUCAAAGAUAGCAAAUCAUUGGUAUUAACAAUGGAUGACAACGAAGAGGUUCUUGAUGAAUAUAAAGGCGUCAAAAUUUGGUGGACUUCCACUAAAAACAUCCCUAAAACUCAAUCAUUUUCGAUUUACCCUAAUUCCGAUGAGCGACGAUUCUAUAAGCUUACAUUCCAUCGCCGACACCGUGAUAUCAUUCUCGAGUCGUUUAUUAACCAUAUCAUGGAAGAAGGGAAGGCGGUCGAGGUUAAAAACCGACAACGGAAGCUUUACAUGAAUAACUCCGAGACGAAUUGGUGGCAUAGAAGCAAUUGGAGACAUGUUCCAUUGGAACACCCUUCAAGUUUUAGAACUUUGGCUAUGGAUCCCAAGAUGAAGCAAGAGAUUGUUAAUGAAUUAAUCAAGUUCAAGAAUGGUAAAGAGUAUUAUGAGAAGGUGGGGAAGGCUUGGAAACGUGGGUUUCUUCUCUAUGGUCCUCCCGGAACCGGUAAGUCCUCGAUGAUCGCUGCCAUGGCGAACUUCAUGGAAUAUGAUGUCUAUGAUCUUGAAUUGACAUGUGUUAAGGACAAUUCCGAGCUGAAAAAGUUGUUGAUUGAUAUCUCAAGCAAGUCAAUUAUAGUGAUUGAAGAUAUUGAUUGCUCUCUUGAUCUUACGAGGCAAAGGGAAAAGGAGGAGAAGAAGGAAAAAGAGGCAAGUAAGAAGGGUGAUGAAGAAGAGAAGAAAGGGAGUAAGGUGACACUUUCAGGGUUGUUGAAUUUCAUUGAUGGGAUUUGGUCAUCUUGUGGAGGAGAGAGGUUGAUUAUCUUCACCACAAAUCAUAAGGAAAAGCUUGAUGAAGCUUUGAUUAGGAGAGGAAGAAUGGAUAAACAUAUUGAGAUGUCAUAUUGUGGAUUUGAAGGAUUCAAAGUUCUUGCUAUGAAUUAUUUGGACGUUGAAUGGCAUGAUUGUUAUGAGAAAAUUGAGCAAUUGUUGGAGGAGAUUGAGGUGACGCCGGCGGAUGUGGCGGAGAAUUUGACGCCUAAGUUUGAAGGUGAAGAAGUAAAUGAUUGUUUCAAGAGAUUGAUUGAUGUUCUUGAGAAGAAGAAACAAGAAUCAUGUGAAAAUGACAUGAAAAACAAUGGAAUUAAGAGCAAUGGAGUUGUAGCUGAAGAUGGAAAAGAGAAUGGUGACAUGUAAAUUGAAGAAGUGGGUGUACAAACUUGUGUGUAUUUGUAAAAAUUUGAAGAUAUGAUCACUUUGUAUAGGCUAAAUGCUUGUUUGUGUUUUAGUUGAAAUGUAAGAUAAUUUGUGUAUUAGUUGAAUGUAAGAUAAUUUGUGUAUAUUAGUUCAUCAUACUCUCAACCAUUGAUGAUAUGGUAUUGGGAAGAAUAAAGUGUUUAAAUUUGGGUA